AUGUAAGGCAGAGUUUGCUAAGCAGAAGUAAAAGACACUCAGAUAUUUCGAAAACAGACAGUAAGAAAAUGUCUGGUUGAAACUUUUUAAUAUAUAAUUUGGUGCAUUUUUCUUUCAGGAAAUCAUAUGAUAUGACACCUACAGAAAUAAAAAAGAACACUUUGAAUAAAAUAAAGUUGAGUUGAUCUAAUGGAACUAAUCAUUUUCAUUACUAAUUACCUUCAAAAAGUUCAAUGUCAUCUCAAGUUCAUCCAAAGUAUCACACUGACAAAUUGUAUUGACAAACAUCAACAAGUUAUUUUAACCCUUUGACGCAUAAGCUAUGCAAACCCCUUCUAAUGCAUAACAUGGGUCUAAAAUGACCCGUAUUCAUUCCCUUUGUUAUUUCAAUCAAGGCUGAGUGGUUUUUGCUGAAUCUUUGAAAGAAAUGUAUUUUAUCAUUUGUUUAUUCCAGGUAUUCAUUAAAUAUCUUGUUUUAGAUUUCCACAAAUCAUUAUGUUUAUUUUCCCUUUCUUAAUUUAUAAACAAACACAGUUUUUGUAUUUCUACAUCAAUUUUACACACAUGGGUCAAAAAUGACCCAUAUAGAAAUCUCCCAUAUAGAACAUAUUUACUGCAGAAAACUAUUAACCUGCCACACAUUUCACAACUCAACAGAGCUGCUUUUGUAUAUUUGAUGCGUGUCUUAUUAAAGUCUUAUUAUAUUUCAUACAAUAGGCUAUAUAUUAUAUUUCAUCAUUUAUAAUUUUUAGUCAUAAAUCAAUGCUCUUGGUCACCCUUUAUGUCUGUCAGUAUUCCUGAAAGGUAACAGUUUUGGACAUACAAGGUUUCUGUCCGACUGUGACGUUAUAUAAUAAGGAUAUACUCGAUCAACGUUUUGAUGUGCAUUUGAAAAUAUUCUUGUGCUUUUGAUUUUCUUUAUCCAGAGUGUUAGUAUGGCCGGUGAACUAAAAUGGCUGAAAUGCAGCAUUCAGAACAGGAUGAGGAAGAUGAGGCAAUUCUUAGUCCUGAUUUAGAGAAAUAUCUGAUGCUGAUGACCUAAACUAUGUGCCACAGGGUCAAUCUGGAGUUGUAGGUGUAAAUCCAGCUCCACUGAUGUGUCCCCUGAAGAGAACACUUAGACCCAGUCCAAUAAAUUGAGUGAAAAGGGGUCUUACUGGAGCGAGCAUCCCCCUAUUUUCUUGCGAUUAUAUGCGAUAUAGAAAAUAACUCAGUCAGGUCACUUUAGACCAAUGCUGUGUAUGUCCAAAACUGUUACUUUUCAGGAACACUGACAGACAUAAAGGGUGACCAAGAGCAUUGAUUUAUGACAAAAAAAAAAAAAAAAUGUAGAUACAAGGUUUCCACCUGACAGCAACGAUAUAUACAAUAUUGUAUGUAAUAUAAAUAUAAAUAUGUAAUAUUUAAACUUUUAUUUUGUUGCCCUAGCUAACAUUAGCUAGCUAGAAUAGAAUAUGUCAUGAGCAAGCAAGCUAAUAGUAUUGGAAAUGUUUCUCUUUCUCUCUAGUAAUAGAUUUCAAGGUCAAGGUAACCUUGGCCUAACAUUCAAAUAGUAUGUCCACUUAUAGCAAAUAUUUUCUAUGGUUAAAAAAAUAAUAAUAUUAUAUAUAAAUAAUAAGACAUGCAUCAAAUAUACAAAAGCAGCCAUUUUGAAUGGCAGGUGAAUAGUUUUCUGCAGUAAAUAUGUUCCUACUUGCAAAAAUGUGAAAGGUUUCUAUAUGGGUCAUUUUUGACCAUAGGGAAUGAAUACGGGUCAAUUUAGACCCAUGUUAUGCAUUAGAAGGGUAGUGAUACAAAAAUGACUUUUAUUCAAAAAGUAAGACAAGAAAAAUGAAAAUAAGAAUUUGUGAUGAUCAAAAACAAGUUCAGUGAGGAAUACCUGGAAUACUGAAUGAUGAAAUAAAUUUCUUGCAAAGAUAUAGAAAAUAAAAACUCAGUCGGGUCAUUUUAGACCCAUGUUUUGCAUCAAAGGGUUAAGAUCCCUUUCUCUAAUUGCAAAUUGAAGUACUUAAUGUUUAGCUGCUUUUCCACCGUCGGGCCGAACGGUUCUCAUUGCGUAACCUUUCCAUUCGGAAUCAUUCGUUCCAAACAUUCGUUUGUUCUGGGCCAGCUGGUACGGUUCCGGUUUCAUUUUCCACUGUGGGGCUGAUAACAGCCGCUCUUUGGAAUGUAAUAUAAAAGCGUCUGUCGUUGCCUUGGUAACGCAAUGGUUUACUUAUGAUAUGAGAUGUAAAUAAUGGCCGCGUUAUGGAGAAUGAUUAGAUAUUUCUUUCAAUUUUAUGAUUAAUUUGUGUUUAUGUUGCUCAAAUAGAACGAGCGAGCUAUGGAGAACUGGCAACGUUAGCCAGGCAACAGACACGUGACCAAUCCUGUGUGGCAAUGUCACUUCACGGUUAGAAAAACGUGCCGAGAAUUCAGGGCUGAGAGCGGUUUGUAAUCGUGCCGUGCCGUACCAGGCUCCAGUGGAAACACAACUGGAACCGUUCGGCCCGACGGUGGAAAAGCGGCUUUUGUAAUCGUGCCGUGCCGUACCAGGCUCCGGUGGAAACACAACUGGAACCGCUCCUUACCAUUCUGUUCGGCACGACGGUGGAAAAGAGGCUAUUGACUAGAGAAGAUCCAGCACACUCUCAUGGCAUUUAUGAAUUAUUGUACAUUUUGGCAAAUUGACGGCUAAAGGUGCAGUCAAAUUAGUGAUUCUUUAGUGAAAUUUUGUGGGCAAAAAAAGGUCCACUGUCAAUCAUAUAGCGAUGUAUGAAGCACUGCUCACAUGCUUUCAAACCAAUCUGCUUUCUCUUGGACAGUGCGGUGAAUUUGUGUGACCUUGAACAUGAGUAAAAAAUUUUUUGCCCUCACGCGAAACUCCCAAACAUGCAGAUUCCUAUUGAAAUGACUGGAUUUCGCCCACAAAAUUUCGCAGAGCAAUGGUAAAUGUGAACGCACCUUAAUCUUAUACAUAUUUUAUACAUAUGUUAUUGUAUUAUCUGCUUAUGCCUCACUGAUGGUUAGGACCUUCAAGCUCACUUUUGGUCUAAAAAUUGCAAGCUUCUUCACAAAUCACAUCUUAUAAAUGAAAAGCCACCUGCUUUGGCUAAAUGAAAAGUGUUCCUUACACAUUUUGGGUCUCUGGGGGUCAAGGGGGUCUCUGAAAAUAUUUUUUGAUAACUUUUGAUAAUCAUAAUUCUGAUUCAAUUGGACAAUGACAAAUGUCCUGACUGAUUUGAUUUCAGUGCCUCACUAUGCUUUAUUUUUGAAGGAAAAUAGGUAAUGAACUCUUUCCCUACAUAUGCAGCCACUUUGUCAGAUUAGCACAGUGUCCUGUGGGUGUUUCCACGGCCUCUGGAGAACAUGAUGUUAAUACUUAAUUUAAAGAGCUUUCUUCUCUCUGCCACUCUCUUCGGCUCUCCCCUUCCCUUUUUCUUCUGUGUGGGAGGGAUGCAGAGGGAACAACUGUGUAGAGAGUCGUGAUGUGGCAUUUCCUUGAGAGAUGAUUUUCCUAAAAUGUCUUAAAGGGAAUUACAAAGAGAUUAAUGCCUUCUCGGGCCAUAUCAAUCAAACACUUGUUUGUUAGGGCAGCUGCCAACAUCAUUGCGUUUGUUGGCGAUUAGCAACAUCAUUUUGUGGGUAGUUAAACAACCUGAUGGCAUGAGUUUGGGGGUGGGACUUCCUGUUUGGUGACAGGGAUGUCAUUGACCCAGAGAGUAUUUGAUCUAACAAAACAGUUUUAAAAGCCAUAAGAAAUGGCUUGACAAACAGUUUCUUGCCUGUGUUGACCUACUUCCUGAUAAAACAAAAAGUUUGGGAUGAGUUCACAUCGAAGAGCUUAAUUGCAUAUUGUUAAAGCAGGUAUUACAUUUAAUGAGAAACAAACUUUGCAAUGUUAAAAAAGUAUGUUCAAUAUAGGAUGAAUUUUUUAGUAUGAAUGAAAUCGGGUGUAGUACAUUUCUCUUGUUGUCAUUGUCAUGUGAUCUACGGCAUCAGUUGCGUCACUGCCAUUCACCAGUGGCCUCAUGGGAUAGUAAAGUGUCCAUUCAAUGAGCACUUCAGAAUCUUGGCAGAAGUAGUAGGUCAUUCAGGUAAUUUUAAAAAGAGACAGACCCUGCAUAUGAAUAUGCAUCCUUACCUAUUAUAUAGUAGGCGAAAAGGUGACAAACAGUAUGUGAAAUGAGAAGUAUGUCCGAAUUCGUAGUAAUUCGUAAUAUUUCCAUCCAGGUAAUUUGCAUCACUGCCAUUCAUAACUCCUCUCCCAUAGCCUCAUGGGAUAGUAAAGUGUCCAUUCAAAAUGUAGUAGGUCAUCCAGGUAAUUUUAGCCUACUGUGUUUUGCAUACGAAUUCGGACAUAUUACUCAUUUCAUAUACUGUUUUUCUCCUACUGUUUUAUGUGUACUACGAAUUCAAAGGGUCAUCCAUGAACUUUUCACCUACUGUUUAUGAAUACUAAAAAUUCGGUCAUACUACUCUUUUCACAUACUGUUUGUCACCUAUACUCACCUACUACGAAUUUGGACUACUCGCUUUUCACCUACUAUAGUAGAAGUAUGUAUAUUCGGAUGCAGGGUCUGCCUCUUUUUAAAAUAGCCAGCAGACCAAUAAAAUGAUAAUAUGUGGCGGUAUUUGAGAGAAGACAACAUUUGAUCGGUCAAAUAUUUGGUUAUGCCCCCAAGUGCAAGAUGAUUUCAUCAGUAUUGUUUGUCUGUUUUCCCAAGAGAGAAAGACUGUAAAGGUGUAUAUCUGAUAAAAGCUAAUUUCCCCAACUUUUAGCUGUACAUUAGCCAUAUAUAGGUAGCUCCAAGGCUAACAGACAUAGACUAAAAACUUCAAAAAAACUCCAAUUAGAUGUCUUUACAUUGUCAAGGUGGAUUUACCUUUCUCUGUGGCCACUUCACAGCUGUCAGUCCAUCCUCCAUCCUAAGGUUAAUCCCCCUCUUUCUCCCAAUUCUAAUGAGGUAUUAUUAGCUGAUUAGAGAGGACCCUCAUGAAAAAGAUGAAAGCUAGAGUGAGCGAGUCGGAGAGAGCAAGCUGGAUAGAGGGAGGGAGGUAAAAAAAGAUCAACUCACUGCUAGUUGUGCUGUGGAAGCAGUGGGAUAAAGCUUCACAGUGAGAGAGAGGCAAACUGGGAUAUAUUUUCUAUUUUUUCCCCCCUCUGUUCCCGUUUCUUGGCUUGUUGCAAGUCAAAUGAAAAAGGCGUAAAUUUAGCAUCCUAACAGCCAAAGCGUCUCCUCAACGUGCUUGUUCAGAAGACUCUCCGUGUCUAAUGUGACACGUUGGGGUGGAAUCGUGGGACAUUCGGUCACGCAAAGCUAAGGGAAGGAUGGAUAGAGUGAACCGGGUUUUAAACAUCGUAAGACAGAUGUCUCCCAGGAAAAGGGAAAGAGGGUCUCAUUGGGAGGCGGAGAGCCCGGAGACCUGCGAGGAGAGUCUGUGCUCUCUCAGCCUUUGCAUCAGCGAUGAUGGGCCGUACUCUAAGGGGAACAAGGACUCGACGGGAGCAGAAAACACACUCACAUCCAGAAGACAAAGCAUCCCAGAAGAACUGCGUGGGGUUACGCUGGUUGAGCUGAUUAAGAAAGAAGGCAGCACUUUGGGUCUCACCAUUUCAGGCGGCACAGACAAAGACGGCAAACCACGCGUCUCCAACCUGCGGCCGGGUGGACUUGCGGCGAGGAGUGAUCAACUCAAUGUGGGCGACUACAUCAAGUCAGUCAAUGGCAUCAACCUGACCAAGCUGCGUCACGACGAGAUCAUCAGUCUGUUAAAGAAUGUAGGCGAGCGCGUUGUGCUGGAAGUGGAGUAUGAACUGCCUUCAGCUGCGCCAGACAGUACCUCAGGUGUUAUUUCCAAGACAAUCGAGAUCUGUUUGCAGAAAGAGGGCAACAGCUUUGGCUUUGUUAUGCGAGGUGGAUCGCAUGAGGACUGGCACAAAUCUCGCCCUUUGGUGGUCACACAUGUCCGUCCAGGUGGUCCUGCUGACAGAGAAGGGACUUUAAAAGCAGGUGAUCGGAUCUUAAGCGUGGAUGGAGUGGUUUUACACAGUGCCACUCACAGCGAAGCCCUUAUUGUACUGACCCAGUGUGGACAGGAAGCCCUUUUCCAGAUCGAGUACGACGUCUCCAUCAUGGACUCGGUGACCAAUGCUUCAGGUCCUCUGCUGGUGGAGAUUGCCAAGGCGCCCGGAGCGAGCCUGGGAAUUACUCUGACCACUGCCAUGCACAGGAACAAACAGGCCAUCGUCAUCGACAAGAUCAAAUCCGCUAGCGUGGUGGACAGGUCAGGAGCAUUACAUGUGGGUGAUCAUAUCCUGUCUAUAGACGGCACCAGCACAGAGCACUGCUCGGUUCUGGAGGCAACACAGUUGCUGGCCAGCACAUCUGAUCAGACCAAACUGGAGAUCCUACCCGCACAUCAAACACGACUGCCCGGAAAACCCCAGGACACUGUGAAAGUUCAGAAAAGUGACCACCCGCACUGCUGGGACCCCUGUGUGAACUACUGCCAUUCCCAACAUCCUGGUCACUGCAAGACAUCGACAUGGACCUCUGCUUCCAGUAACCCAUCCAGCUCUCAAGAUUACUGCAAAUCGAUAGUCUGCACUAACUUCUCCCCUGGGUCCACCACCACAUCGGGCAUGACCAGCCAGGGUUCCAGCACGCUGCCCCGGGCCGCUCCUCCCAUGAGCCCGCGGAACUCCAUGCUAAAGAGAAGACAGAGGAAAAAAGAGCACAAGAGCUCCUCCGUGUCUUUAGCCUCAAGUUCUGUGGGCCCUGGUGGUCAGAUUGUCCACACAGAGUCCAGUGAGGUCAUUCUGAGAGGAGACCCUCUUAAUGGGUUUGGGGUUCAGCUACAAGGCGGAAUAUUUGCAACGGAGACCCUCUCUGCACCCCCUCUUAUCCGCUUUAUAGAGCCGGACAGCUCAGCCGAAAGGUGUGGGCUUCUCCAGGUUGGAGACAGAGUCUUAUCCAUCAAUGGAAUUCCUACAGAAGAUGGAACGCUGGAAGAGGCAAAUCAGCUGCUCCGAGAUGCUGCUCUGGCCAAUAAGGUGACACUAGAGAUUGAGUUUGAUGUGGCAGAAUCUGUUGUGCCUAGCAGUGGAACUUUCCAUGUGAAGCUGCAGAAAAAAAGAGGAGUGGAGCUGGGCAUCACUAUCAGUGCCAGUAAGAAACCAGGAGAGCCUCUUAUCAUCUCUGACAUUAAAAAAGGCAGCAUGGCCCACAGAACAGGAACUCUGGAGCCCGGAGACAAGCUGCUAGCCAUAGAUAACAUCCGCCUGGAGAACUGCUCCAUGGAAGACGCCGUCCAGAUUCUCCAGCUGAGCGAAGACCUGGUCAAACUCAAAAUCCGCAAGGAUGAGGACAACUCAGACGAGCAGGAGUCUUCCGGCUCCAUCAUCUACACAGUGGAGCUGAAGCGGUACGGCGGCCCGCUGGGCAUCACCAUCUCCGGCACAGAGGAGCCCUUUGACCCCAUCAUCAUCUCCGGCCUGACCAAGAGGGGUCUCGCUGAGAGGACUGGAGCCAUUCAUAUUGGUGAUCGGAUUCUGGCCAUCAACAGCGUCAGUCUGAAGGGUAAACCGCUCAGUGAAGCCAUACACCUGCUGCAGAUGGCAGGAGAAACUGUCACCCUCAAAAUCAAGAAACAGACUGACACACCAGAUGACAAAAAUAAAGAGAACGAUCUCGAUAAUGAGCUCAGCGAUAACGAGGACGAGAUGACAGACUCGCAGAAGACCAAUAAAUUGUCCGACAUUUAUUCCACCACCAUCCCCAGCGUGGAUUCGGCGAUGGAAUCAUGGGACGGAUCAGGAAUUGAUGCUGGUUAUAGCAGCCAAGGUGCCUACAUCCAUCAGGCUGCUGGGAUUGCUUUACACCCUCACGAGUGGCGUAACACCAAGCAGAGAAACAGCACUCCACCUCCCACCCGCCGCAAAAACUACCCGUUCAGUGACGGAGGAUUCAGUGAAGACGACUGGGAUAAAGCUGCCGGAUACAGCAGCCAGACGCAUGCCGAUGGUCUCAUAAUGGAGCAGGAGGACAGCUUCUGGUGCCAAGCCCUGGAAGACCUGGAGACGUGUGGCCAGUCCGAGCUACUGCGUGAGAUUGAGGCGUCAAUAAUGACCGGCAGUGCCCUGAGUUUGGGCGUGGAGGGUGGAAAGACCCACUGCGAGACGGUCAGCCAACCUCACCUCAGCCCUCUGCGUAAGGCCCCACAUCUUCUCAACGAGACCAAGAGCAAGAGCACACUCCGCAUGUCCGAGAAAACCUGGGAAUCACGAAGGAUCAAAGAAGAGAUUCAGGACAUUCUGUCUCCCACACCGUUAGAGCUGCACAAGGUGACGGUGAUGAAAGACCCAGAAAGCGAUGACUUUGGAUUCAGCGUAUCGGACGGUUUCUUGGAAAAGGGUGUUUACGUGAACAUGAUCAGACCUGAGGGUCCAGCAGACCGUGCUGGACUCAAACCGUACGACAGGAUCCUUCAGGUGAACCACGUACGGACACGUGAUUUCGACUGCUGCUUAGCUGUUCCCCUCAUCACAGAGGCCGGAGACAAACUGGAGCUGGUGGUUAGCCGAAACCCAUUAGCACAGCCGGGUGUCGCCCAGCCCCUCGACUGCCAUCCCCACUUCAACACUGUAGGCCAUUCCCGCGAGCACCAGACCAGCACGCUGGACCUGUGACCAUUGACCAUUGGCAUUGGUAACUCAGACUAUAUCCACACCGGACCAUUUGUUGCAACAGACUAUCACAGGCAGCCAUGAUUCACUGGUUUCAUUACAAAACUCUAAUGAACUGAAAUAUCCAGAUCGUGGAAACAGUACAACAAGAUUUGAGCCAGUGUUCAGUACAAAACUCGAAAGGAUCUGAGCCAGUUUUUAAAAACAGAAAAAAAUUAAUAAAAAUAUUUUUUGGACAACUACAAUGCAUACAACACAUGGACUUCACCCAAUUGAAUCAAAAUGUUCUUUUCUUUACUUUUCUUUUCUUUGUUCUUUUUUGUUUUGUUUCUUUCCUUUUUAUUGUUUAUUGUUUUGUUUUUGGUAUUUUUGUUUGGCUUUAUUUUAUUUGGAAUUUUGUUUUGUUUUGUUUUUCAGAUAAAAAAAAAACAAAAACAUACUGUGUUCAAAUGUUUACAAAACAGAAAAAGGAUUCUGCUUUUGAAGUAGAUGUAAGCAUUUUUUUAGGUGUCUUACAUUUCCAUUUUCACUAGCAAGUGUUUUUACUUACACAACAAACUACAAAUUAAGCUUUAUUUGUGUUUUAGUCCUGGCUGAGUCACUGCAGGAAUACCUUUAGGCACACAUUGUCCUUUCACACAAAAACACACACUACUACUAUAAACAGACAAAACACCACCAUUCUUUGUCCCCUACAUGCAUAAACAGUAUAGACUUCCUAAAAACAAACUUAAAUUUGUCUUUGUGUCAGACACAAACACUUCAGGCUACGAGUGCCACGACAACAAUGCACAAGGUGACUGCCUGCUGCUCUAAAAUAUUUGAUAUUGCCAACAAAGACUUCACAGCUUCUCGUGCAACAUCAUGUUUCUUAUUUACCAGGAGUAUAAGGCAUUUUCCAUGAAUAGGGUACACAUUACAUUUUUUAAAUGCAAUAGAGAGACUUUUUUUUUAUCCUGAGGUCGAUUAGAUAUGUUAGAUAAUCUAUUAUAUAACAAAAUAGUAAACAUAUUAACCCUCUGGUCCUCUUUGUUUAGGGGUCACACUUGGUCACACUCAUAAGUGACCGAAGCCUUGAAAUGUAACUGUUUUGUUCUUCAGGAAAACCAAUGUAAUAUCAAUAAUAUUUUCAAUAAUAUUUUUUGAUUAUUCUUUAAGAGUAUUUUAUUUUAUGAUAGUAUGCAAUAUUUUAUUAGCUAUUUUUCCCAUUGAAAAAUAAUACAUUUUUUUUUUUCUGAUAUAUUUUUAAAUUAUUUUCAAUUAAAGCAGUAUUUCAUAUUAAAAUAGAGACAAGACAUUUAAAAUCCAAUUUUUUGAAGAUAGAUUAGUGCCAUCUGGUGGGAGUAAAAAAGAAAAACGUAUGUAAUGCCAUAAUGUAACCAAUAGAUUCCUAUUUAGCUCUACAGGUGCUGGUCAUAUAAUUAGAAUAUCAUCAAAAAGUUGAUUUAUUUCACUAAUUCCAUUCAAAAAGUGAAACUUGUAUAUUAUAUUCAUUCAUUACACACAGACUGAUAUAUUUCAAAUGUUUAUUUCUUUUAAUUUUGAUGAUUAUAACUGACAACUAAGGAAAAUCCCAAAUUCAGUAUCUCAGAAAAUUAGAAUAUUGUGAAAAGGUUCAAUAUUGAAGACAAUAUGGCCUUUAAAUGGUCUCUCAGUCUAGCUCUGUAGGCUACACAAUCAUGGGGAAGACUGCUGACUUGACAGUUGCCCGCACCCUGGAGAGGAUUGUGAAACAAAAACCAUUCAAAAAUGUGGGGGAGAUUCACAAAGAGUGGACUGCAGCUGGAGUCAGUGCUUCAAGAACCACUACGCACAGACGUAUGCAAGACAUGGGUUUCAGCUGUCGCAUUCCUUGUGUCAAGCCACUCUUGAACAACAGACAGCGUCGCCUGGGCUAAAGACAAAAAGGACUGGACUGCUGCUGAGUGGUCCAAAGUUGUGUUCUCUGAUGAAAGUAAAUUUUGCAUUUUCUUUGGAAAUCAGGGUCCCAGAGUCUGGAGGAAGAGAGAAGAGGCACACAAUCCACGUUGCUUGAGGUCCAGUGUAAAGUUUCCACAGUCAGUGAUGGUUUGGGGUGCCAUGUCAUCUACUGGUGUUGGUCCACUGUGUUUUCUGAGGUCCAAGGUCAACACAGCCGUAUACCAGGAAGUUUUAGAGCACUUCAUGCUUCCUGUUGCUGACCAACUUUAUGGAGAUGCAGAUUUCAUUUUCCAGAUUUUCCAGAUUUCAUUUUCAGUUCAUCAAGCUACCAGUACCUGGUUUAAGGACCAUGGUAUCCCUGUUCUUAAUUGGCCAGCAAACUCGCCUGACCUUAACCCCAUAGAAAAUCUAUGGGGUAUUGUGAAGAGGAAGAUGCGAUAUGCCAGACCCAACAACGCAGAAGAGCUGAAGGCCACUAUCAGAGCAACCUGGGCUCUUAUAACACCUGAGCAGUGCCACAGACUGAUCGACUCCAUGCCACGCCGUAUUGCUGCAGUAAUUCAGGCAAAAGGAGCCCCAACUAAGUAUUGAGUGCUGUACAUGCUCAUACUUUUUAUGUUCAUACUUUUCAGUUGGCUAAGAUUUCUAAAAAUCCUUUCUUUGUAUUGGUCUUAAGUAAUAUUCUAAUUUUCUGAGAUACUGAAUUUGAUUUUCCUUAGUUGUCAGUUAUAAUCAUCAAAAUUAAAAGAAAUAAACAUUUUAAAUAUAUUAGUCUAUGUGUAAUGAAUGAAUAUAAUAUACAAGUUUCACUUCUUGAAUGGAAUUAGUGAAAUAAAUCAACUUUUUGAUGAUAUUGUAAUUUUAUGACCAGCACCUGUAUAUAAAGUGGCUUAAAAAUACUCUAGUGGUUUUUAGACAUAAAUACUUAUUUUUAUUAAGUUUAUUAAGUUGGAUUUGGAUUCAUACUUAGACAUUCUGAAAGAGAUUUAAAAAAAAAAAAAAAAAAAUGUUGAUUUGAAGUGUCAGUUUUUGCAUUAAUUUUACUUCAGUCAAACUUGAACACAGAGGAGGACAUUUUGUUACACAUAAAAUCAAAAUUCAAUAAAAAUGUAACAAAAAUGAACAGGUAUGUUUAAUCACAGCUUAAUCAAUCUGGGUCUGAUCUGAUUUCAACCUCUUAUUUGAGUCUUUUGGCUCAAUUUUACCAUAUUGUUACAGCCACACCAGUUCAUUUCUGUGUAUAAUAAUGUGUUGUGUGUGUCUGUGAGUGUGUGUAAGUUGAGGGUGUGUUUGAGUGGGUGUGUCUGUUUUGUACUCAUGAUGUUUUAGAGUGUAAUCUCUUCCUUGCUGUUUGUUUUUUACUGCUUUGUGGCUGAAUUAUUUAUUUUAUUUGCAAAAACUUGCUCUGUGUUAUAGUCACGCUAGUUCAUAUAUAUGUGUGUGUGUGGGGGGGGUGUAUAUGUCUAUUUUGCACUCUUGACGUUUUAGAGUGUCACCCCUUCAUUGCUGAGUUUUCGUAUUUUUUCGUAUUUCCCAUUCAUUUCCUAUGUCGUCACUUUUGACCGCGAAGGAGCCAAGUGUGACCCUUUAACAUAUCUUUGUUGCAUUAGCUAUGUGAACACACACAUGUCCAUGUCCAUGAUUUUUUGUGUGUGUUCACAUAGCUAAUGCAACAAAAGUCACCAACUGUCAUCCCAUUCCGAUGAAGCAAAAAAAAAAAUUCAAAUUUCAAAACGUUAAAUUUUUUAAGUCAUUUUUUACCGAAGAGGACCAGAGGGUUAAAUGUGUUUAUUUAUGGCUGGUCUUGACUAAUCUGUGACUAAAUCCAACAAUUAUAAUCACAUCAUGUUAUUGACAAUCUGUUGAAUGUUUUGCACAGGCUUGACUUCAAUUAAUUGUAAGCAAAAAGGUUUUUUUUUUUUUUUUUUUUUUUUUUAUAUAUUAACAAAUGUUAUCCACCAUAAAUGAUAUUUAGCUUUUUCCUAUAUUUUGUGUUCAACCCUGUUACUGUAUGAAUUCCCUCAUUACAAAAAAUUUAAAUUUCCUUAAAACACUAGAAAACAACAUUAUUUGAACACUUUCAACAUGGAAGCAAGACAAGUAACUAAUAUAACUCAAUUUUCUACAUUUUUACAUAAAUGUUAGUGUUGACUGCAUUGAUCAAGCUUAAACAGUGCAACUCUGUUAUUGUAAGAAAACAAUUGUAAAAAAUAGCUAACAUUUUUUAUUUUUAUUAUUAUUAUUUUUGGCAAAUAUGAUUCUAAAUAAUUCCAAACCUACAUUUCAUCCUAAACUUACUAGUCUCUACUGAGCGAUGGCUUAAUUAAGCUAAAUUUUAAAAACAGGGUUGAAACAAUUUUAUAUGGGGUCUGAAAUUAAUGAAAAGUAAUUUUAGUUUGACUUACUGAAAUCAACAUUUUCUUUCUGAAGGUUAAACAGGAGAAACAUGAGUUUCAGAACCUAUUUUGUACCCUAUUUGUGUGAAGUGCAUUUGCUAAAGACACUUUCAUGAAAAACAAGAAGCUGUGAUAAUGACAUGCAAACACUUUUUAGUUAGCAGCACGUACUUCCAUUACCUACAUCCUUAAAAGGCCACAUGUACUCUCAUGCAGCAAUAAAACUGAGUUCUGACAUGUCCUGACUUCUUUGACAUGUCAUUUACUUCUUGAAAAGCUUAUCAUGGUAAGUACUGUGGUUACGCCUACCUUCUCUCUCCACAUACCUCUUUAUCUUUUAACACCAAACUGCUGCCACAAUGUAGCAUUCACUCCAGUCCCUGCAAACAUCCAGGCCUCAAGGGCACGUACUUUCAUGGUAGAUUGUCGCCAAGCUGCUAUUUGCCACCACUGGCCAAAUGUCACAAAUGUUUCCGCCACAGGCUAUUUCAGACACAUUUGUCUAGGAGUGAUUGUAAAGCCGUCACAUCGCUAACUCAUGUUCCGCGCUUGUGGGUUACCAAGCUUUUACAAAGGUCACAUCUCUCUGGACAUGCAGCCCCACAGUCUGUUAACCUCCACUAAACAUUUAUCUAGUGUUUCACAAAUCUGAGAUUUAUGGUCACGGCAGGCUGUGGUAGAAUAUAUCUUGACAUAUGAAAGGGGAAAUAAGGACGUGUAGUUUCGUCUGUCAUGUCGUGUUUUGGAUUGUGGAAUAUUCUGCUGCUAUGAGAACCGUUUAACCCUACGAAACAAUUAGCACAAUUCUUUUAUGGAAAGAAUUUGACAGGUUACAAUGGUUAACGAAAACUUGUUUGAGGGUGUGUCUGAUCCCUAUUUAGAUUUGUUAAAUAGAGAUGUGUGGGAUCUGAGGUUUCCUAGAAAACCACUGUUAAGACAUCUCUUGAUUAGGUUUUAGAACAGAGAAUCAGUCUUAAUUCAGAACUGGUUUUAUUUUUUUGCAGAUGCAGAGGGGACACUGUGUACUAAAUUCUCUGAAAAAAACAAACCAACAAACAAACAAACAAAACAAUGUCAUUAAUUGGAAUCAGAACGGAAACUGUUAUGAUUCCAAUAUAUGUAGUUGGGACAGAUACAACACAGUAUUUUUUAUAAGUUAUCAUUUUUAUAAUCAAAAUUAACUUAAGGAAUACAGUCAAUAACUUGACAGAUAUGAGUCACUAUGAACUGUUUUUGUAUGAAAAUGAGCAGCAUGGACACUCUUCAAAAAUUCUCCUUAAAAAAUAAACGGUGAGUCAAUAAUAGCAUAAAUUUAAUUUUGGGGUGAACUACUCCUUAAAACACUAAAAAGUAACCCACGUGGACUGAAGAAAGCAUUAUCAUUGUCUCUGUACAGGUUGCAGACUUCAAGAUGUAUCUUGGUUCACACAAUAACCAUAAGCAAAUAUCAUUUCAGGAACCUAAAUGCAGCUAUAUCCUGUGGUUUGUCAAAGUCAGCAAAACAUUUUCUUUUACAUUUAGGACUUAGGACCUUGUGUGGUUCAAGCAGUUUUCCCACACUUAAAAGUCUACUUUUUGAGGGUAUUUCUCCUUCAGUGUGGUCCUGUCCACACCAAAACACAUAUACUCGUAAUUAAUUGUGGAUUAGGUGAAUUUAUUUCCUCACCCUGCAGUCUUUACUACCAUGUUGGAAAGCACAAGCAAAAUCUAUUUGCAGUAAAGUAGAAAGAACUCAUUGUUCUAGAAGACUUUGUUGAACAAUCAGUCUCUCUGUUCAGGACCAUCGCAUUAGGAGUCUACCCAAGGCUCGCUCCUAGGCCCCUUUAAGUUUUUUUUUCUUUUUUUCUCCCUACUACCUUCCUGUCUGUUGCGUAUUUAUACCAACUGGCUAAAAAAAUAAGACGUUAAUUUAUUCAAAAUUCCUUAUUUGACAUCUGCUUUGUGGUAGACCACAUUUUGUCUGCAGGUCGCUGCAUCGCAGGCCAACUCCAGCAAGCAAAGUAGGGACUGUUUUCAUUUCAGAGACAUUUAACCAUAGUAUUGUAAGUAUUUUGACAUGUUGUACGUACUAUUACAGGAGGAAAGACAAUGGGGUUCCUUUUAUAUGUGCAAUAUUGAGACCAGAGACAGGCUUUUAAUGGAUUUUACAUAAGCUUUAUAAAGCUCCAAAUGUGUUCAUCCCUAUGCAUUUUGAAUUCCUGAUUAAUGUAUGCAUUGAUAUUAAUGUGUAUUUUUGAAUGUGUAAUAUGAAAGUUCUAUUCUCUGUACAGUAUUUUUGUAUGAACUCUAAAUCUUGCUGUUUCCACAGCGUAUUUGAAGCACAAUGGCGAAAGAGAACCAAUAAUCAAGUCUAUUCUGGUUUGGCUAGACUGGUUUGGUGUUGAGACCCAUUCCUUAUCAAUAUGGGAAUGUGCUAAUGAUAUCCUUUUCUAAAAACAACUGAAUAAAAGAGGUAAAAUGCA
This is a messenger RNA of Ctenopharyngodon idella (grass carp), 15446 nucleotides long. RefSeq names its product glutamate receptor interacting protein 2b (gene grip2b). The coding region runs from base 5312 to 8671 and encodes 1119 amino acids. The record is from RefSeq and is a predicted model, not a curated record. Gene Ontology annotation, molecular function: protein binding. The transcript is spliced from 24 exons. NCBI's taxonomy places the organism in Eukaryota, Metazoa, Chordata, Actinopteri, Cypriniformes, Xenocyprididae. Gene Ontology annotation, biological process: neurotransmitter receptor transport, endosome to postsynaptic membrane.